Molecule: messenger RNA, 1494 nt
Organism: Radiomyces spectabilis
Lineage: Eukaryota; Fungi; Mucoromycota; Mucoromycetes; Mucorales; Radiomycetaceae
Exons: 3
Coding region: 286-1341 (351 amino acids)
Source: RefSeq, a predicted model, not a curated record
CAUCGGCAUCAAUUGAAAAUCCUCAUUCCACAUCAAAUGAUGUAUGCGUCCCGCAACCAGGAAUUCGUGAAUUCAAAAAAGCUUAUCCAUUUCGGGGAUGUCCCGACUCUCUUGAGACUCCACUCGCAAUAAAAUAAAUUUGUGUUUUUUGCUCACUUUUUUAUUCCUCUUUGUCUCCUCUCCCUCAUUGAUCCUUUUUCUUUUUUCAUUUGUUUGCUUUUCUUUUUCUUCUUGACACUUCUUCUUCAUUGAUCUUUCACUUACAUACAUACAUCAUACAUACAAAUGAAUCAACAUGCAUCAGUUCCUCCAGCUUCAUUAUUGUCCAUGCUGCAGUUUUUCCAAUCGCCUGUCAGGGAUCUAACCUUUGCUAUGCCUAUCCCUGAUGAAAACUAUACUCCGCUAUGCAUUGAGCCUAAAAAAGUUUUCAAAAGCCACAAGCCAUCCUCGCCUCCUCUUCAGUCGUCAACCAAUACCCGCUUGGCCUCGUGUUCCAAAGUCACUGGACCUCGUAACAUGGAACAAGCACUGUCCUACCGAAAACGAUCCCAGCGAAGUGAUCCCAACCGUCGACGGAUAAGAAAACACGCCACCCGCCCCCAACCCAAACAAGCCAAGACGGUCAAGAUGACCGUCGAUGAAUUAAAGGCCCUCAGUCGGCAGAUCGAUUUGGGAAAAUUAUCUGCACCCAAAAACACAAACAUCCAUACUAGCAUUUCUCAUCAUCAUGAUACCUCCUCCCUCAUCCAACUUUGUUCGCCCGAUGGCGAGACCACCCAUGCAUCCGAUCUUCCACCUUCCUCCAUUCCCUAUUCCGCCGCCGAUAUCCUGUAUAUGAGUCGAUAUUUGCGAGCCAAUCUAUCCAUGGCCAAGUACAAUAUGAUGGCCAAGCUAAGUCAGUCCACCGAUUCGGAAGACAUGCAAGUGUAUGAACGACUACGUACAUGCAUCGUUCCCUCCGUUUUGGACACCGUCAUGGACGCUCUUAUCUCGCCUCUACUAGAAUCCAAGUCAUUGAGUGAUGAUCUGUCACAACAUUCUUCCUCCCAUCCAUCCUCUCCCUGUACUACACCUUCACCGACUGCCGUGAGCGCUCCGUUACUGCACCAAGACAUUUUCAUGAGCCCACUAUUUGAAUAUGACGAUCUCGACAAAGGCGAUCCUUUUUCGUUGUAUACUGCUCCUGUGGCGACGACUGAUGCAAAUCAGGAUUCCACAGCAGUGGAUUACGGGGGACCUUUGCCGCUUUCGGAGAAUGCAUUUUCUCGCAGCGAUCUUCCAAUGGAUCAUCACAAAUAUGGUGCUUGGAUUAUGGACGAACCUUCCAUCGAUCACAGCUAACUCAUCACCGAACCGUUUUUUUUUUUUUUUUUACUAUAGCAACAAUCUGAAUUCACAUUUAUGCAUAAACAAAACAAAACAAAACAAAAAAGACGAAAAUAAGGAUAAUGCAAACACAACAAUAUGACUUUUUUUUUUAUGGUAUUGAUUGCG